Gasterosteus aculeatus aculeatus (three-spined stickleback) is the source of this 7928-nucleotide messenger RNA. RefSeq names its product kinesin-like protein KIF21A. Gene Ontology annotation, biological process: microtubule-based movement; spindle elongation; mitotic spindle organization. Gene Ontology annotation, molecular function: microtubule motor activity; microtubule binding; ATP binding. The record is from RefSeq and is a predicted model, not a curated record. Lineage: Eukaryota; Metazoa; Chordata; Actinopteri; Perciformes; Gasterosteidae. Gene Ontology annotation, cellular component: microtubule associated complex.
CGAGAGACUGACGCCAAGUGGAACCCACUCUCACACACACACACACACACACACCAUUCACCGACCUCUGCUCCGGCUGAGCGGCAGAGACGAUGCCUCUGGAGAGGUGACCGCCGGCGGAAUCUGAAGCAAUGACGGAAAAGCCCGAACAACCGGAGCGAUAGCUGCUGCAUCUCCUAAAACAUGGCGAGGAGGAGCCGCCGGUGAGAGCCGCACAGGGGAGCUCGAGGAGAGAAUUCGCUGUCCCGGGGAGGAAGGACCGACAAGGCUCUUCUUGUCUCGUAAGAGGAUAACGAAGGGAGAAAAGGGGUGGGGGGGGGAGGAAUCGAGCUAUUUAUUCGCGGACCUGUCGGAACAUCCACCCGCGACAGCAUGAGCGGCGGCGGGCCGGAUGAGAGCUCGGUGCGCGUCGCCCUGAGGAUCCGUCCUCAGCUGGCCAGAGAGAAGAUCGAGGGCUGCCACAUCUGCACGUAUGUGAUGCCCGGGGAGCCGCAGGUGUUCCUGGGAAAGGACAAAGCCUUCACCUACGACCACGUCUUUGACAUCACCACCCAGCAGGACAGCAUCUACGCGCACUGCACCGAGAGUCUCAUCGAGGGCUGCUUCGAGGGAUACAAUGCCACUAUCUUUGCAUACGGACAGACGGGUUCGGGAAAGACGUACACCAUGGGAACCGGCUUCGACGUCAGCAUCGAGGAGGACGAGCUGGGUAUCAUUCCGCGUGCCGUUAACCACCUGUUCAGAGGGAUCGAGGAGCGCAGACAGGCUGCCACCGAGCAGGGCAGGCCUGUUCCCGAGUUCAAGAUCAACGCACAGUUCCUGGAGCUGUACAACGAGGAGGUUCUGGACUUGUUUGACUCGACGCGAGACAUCGAGGGAAAGAGGCAGAAAUCCAACAUCAAGAUCCACGAGGACGCUACCGGAGGCAUCUACACCGUGGGGGUCACGACCCGCACCGUUACCUCAGCAGCUGAGAUGAUUCAGUGUCUGAAGGUGGGCGCUCUGUGUCGAACCACCGCCAGCACCCAGAUGAACGCACAGAGUUCACGCUCCCACGCCAUCUUCACCAUCCACCUGUGCCAAGUCCGAGUCUGCUCUCCCGACAACGACGAGCACGUCUCGGACAACCGUCUGGCUGACGACACAGAGAUCAACGAGUUUGAAACGCUGACAGCCAAGUUCCACUUUGUGGACCUGGCUGGUUCUGAGAGGCUGAAGAGAACCGGAGCUACGGGAGACCGGGCUAAGGAGGGCAUCUCCAUCAACUGUGGGCUGCUUGCUUUGGGAAACGUCAUCAGUGCUCUGGGAGACCGGAGUAAGCGCUCCACUCACGUGCCUUACAGGGACUCCAAGCUCACCCGGCUGUUACAGGACUCCCUGGGUGGCAACAGUCAGACGGUGAUGAUCGCGUGCAUCAGCCCGUCGGACCGGGACUUUAUGGAGACCCUGAACACUCUGAAGUACGCCAACAGAGCCCGAAACAUUAAGAACAAGGUGAUGGUGAACCAGGACAAAGCCAGCCAGCAGAUCAGCGCCCUGAGGACGGAGAUAGCACGACUGCAGAUGGAGCUGAUGGAGUACAAGACGGGGAAGCGCAUGGUGGGCGAAGAUGGCAUGGAGGGAGUCAACGACUUGGUCCAUGAGAACUCCAUGCUGCAAACGGAGAACAACAACCUGAGGGUGAGAGUGAAGGCCAUGCAGGAGACCGUCGACGCCCAGAGGGCCAGACUCACGCAGAUCCUCAGUGACCAGGCCAACCAGGUCCUGGCGAGAGCAGGUGAAGGCAGUGAGGAGAUCGGGAACAUGAUUCAGAACUACAUCAAGGAAAUCGAGGAGCUCAGAGCCAAACUCCUCGAAAGCGAGGCUGUGAAUGAGAAUCUGAGGAAGAGUCUGUCUCGGGCCUCUACGCGCUCUUCGCUAUACGGCGGCUCCUUCUCCCAAACCCACCUCGUCCCAGAGAAGGAGGCCAACGACGUCAUCGAGAUGGCCAAGAAGAGCUUGGAGAAACUCAAGAAGAAGGAGAGGAAAAAGAAGAGAAGACUGAGGCAACAUGAAGAUAAUCCCCACCAAGAGGUUGAACACACCAGUGUUAUCAAGGAGGAAGUGCCAGACAACGACCAGGAGCAGGGCAACGAGGAGGCAGAGGAGGGAAGCGACCACGAAGAAGGCGAAGAAGCGGAUGGAGAAGAGGAGGACUUUGACACUGUGGGAGACGACACCUCGGGCGACUCUGACUCCGAAGAACUGGAGGAGAAAGAAAACGUCCAGGCCGACCUGGCCAACAUCACCUGUGAGAUCGCCAUCAAGCAGAAGCUGAUAGACGAGCUUGAGAACAGCCAGCGGCGUCUGCACACGCUCAAACAGCAGUACGAACAGAAGCUGACCAUGCUGCAGAACAAGAUCCGAGACACGCAGCUGGAGCGGGACAAGGUGCUGCAUAACAUGGGUUCAGUGGAGUCUGGUACGGAGGAGAAGGCUAAGAAGAUCAAAACAGAGUACGAGAGGAAGCUGAGCUCCAUGAACAAAGAGCUGCAGAAGCUCCAGUCCGCUCAGAAGGAGCACGCCCGCCUGCUGAAGAACCAGUCACAGUACGAGAGACAGCUGAGGAAACUCCAGCUGGAUGUGACCGAGAUGAAGAAGACCAAGGUGGUGCUGAUGCGUCAGAUGAAGGAGCAGCAGGAGAGAAACCGAGCCUCGGAGUGCAGGAGGAACCGGGAGAUCGCCUCUCUGAAGAAAGACCAACGCAGAGCUGAGCACCAACUGAAGCAGAUGGAGGCCCAGAAGAGACAACAGGAGCUGAUUCUUCGCAGAAAGAACGAAGAGGUGACCGCCCUCAGGCGGCAGGUGAGACCCGUGUCUGGGAAGGUGAGCAGGAAGGUGAGCUUACCCGAGUCUCCCCAGGAGCCGUCUCAUAGAGCCCUGCCCGGAAGGAUGCAAACCCCUGGAGCAUCCCCAGCCAAUGGAGCCAGGAGUUCCCCAAUGCGGAUGGGAAGUAUCUACCUCAACAGGACAGCCAGGGCCAAAUGGCAGUCACUGGAGAGACGCGUCACCGACAUCAUCAUGCAGAGGAUGACCAUCUCCAACAUGGAGACGGAUAUGAACAGACUGCUGAAGCAACGGGAGGAGCUGACCCGGCGGAGGGAGCGAGUGUCCAGAAAGCGAGAAAAGAUGGCGGUGGAGGGCGUAGACGCCGACCGCUCGCUGGCCUCCCUGAGCGAGGAGCUGGAGUCUCUGAGCGCCAACAUCGACUAUAUAAACGACAGCAUUGCCGAGUGCCAGGCCAAUAUCAUGCAGAUGGAGGAGGCCAAGGAGGAAGGAGACACAGGAGACGUUACCGCGGUGAUCAGUUCCUGUAAUUUAUCAGAGGCCCGCUUCCUUCUGGACCAUUUCAUGAACAUGGCUAUCAGUAAGGGGCUGCUGGCGGCUCAGAAGGAUUCCCAGAUGAAGGUGAUGGAGGGCACUUUGAAGCAGACGGAGAUCAAUAACGCCACCCAGAACCAGCUGCUGUUCCACAUGCUGAAGGAGAAAGCGGAGAUCAACCCAGAGCUGGACGCUCUGCUUGGCAGCGCGCUGCAAGAGUUAGGUUACCUCUCACCAGAGAAUGGAGAUUGCAGCAGCAGCGACGAGUCCACCACCAGUCCAGGUGCGGAGGGCAGCUCACUGGCAUCAGAUCUAAUGAAGCUAUGUGGGGAAACCAGACCAAGAAGCAAGGCUCGCAGACGGACCACCACCCAGAUGGAGCUUCUGUAUGCCGGCAGUGGGGAUCAGUCCUUUGAUUCCCCCACCGGAGACUUCCUAGGCCCUCUGCUGCCCCUCUCAGAGCUCCCGGAAGGGUCGGGAGACAUGCUGGGUCAAGCGCUCGCUCAAACCCCUGACUGCGAACAAACUGCUUCCCCAUCUGCACUGUCUGCCAGGCCAGCUGGCUUUUGUGGAUCACGGUCACCCACAGGUACCGAGAGAAGGCCACCUGACCGCUCGCCCCUCAGCCGAAGGCGGGUGCAAGAGAAAGGAGCCGCGUCGACGCACAUCCCAGCACCCACACACACCGGGGAGGCCAAAGCUAAAGGCAGCAUCCACAGAGCACAUUCGGAGGAGUCGCCUGCAACGGGUGGCCACAGGGGUGUGAUCAACCCUUUGAAGAACAGCCACGAGGCCAAACUUCAGUGUGUCUAUGUAGCAGAGGGGCACACCAAACCCGUCCUCUGUGUGGACGCCACAGAUGAUCUGCUAUUCACGGGAUCCAAAGAUCGUACAUGUAAAGUCUGGAACUUGGUGACGGGUCAGGAGAUCAUGUCUCUGGCAGAUCAUCCCAGCAGUGUCGUCUCUGUCAGGUACACUUCAAGUCUCGUCUUCACGGUUUCAACAGCUUACAUCAAAGUGUGGGACAUACGAGACUCUGCCAAGUGCAUCCGCACACUCACGUCGUCAGGCCAGGUGGGUUCAGGGGACAUCUGCUCGUCCGCCAGGAGCUUAUCCAUCCCACCCGGAGAGAGUCAGAUCAACCAGAUCGCCCUCAACCCCUCCGGCUCCUUCCUUUACGCUGCCGCUGGGAAUGCUGUGCGCAUGUGGGACCUCCGCAAAUUUGUAUCCACGGGGAAACUCACCGGACAUUUGGGACCUGUAAUGUGUCUGACUGUCCACCAAUUAGGUCACGGGCAGGACGUCGUCCUCACUGGCUCCAAAGACCAUCAUGUUAGAAUGUUUGAGGUGUCCGAAGGGUCCCAGGGAAGCAUCAGCUCCAGCCAGACGUUUGAACCCGGCCAUCAGGACGGCGUGGAGUCUCUGGCCGUGCACGGAGACGUUUUCUACAGCGGCUCCAGAGACUAUCACAUCAAGAAGUGGGACCUCGGCAGUAAACGGCUGCUCCAGUCUGUCAGCGCCCAAGCGGACUGGGUCAGCGCUCUGGGCACGAUGCCGGGCUCCCCGGUGCUCCUCAGCGGAUGCAGAGGAGGGCUGCUGCGCCUCUGGCACGCCGACUCGCUAGCGCCCCUCGGCGAGGUCCGGGGACACGACAGUCCCAUCAACGGCCUGGCCAGUAACGGCAACCAACUGUUCACCGCCUCAGAUGACCGCACAGUGAAGAUUUGGGAGGCCAAGGGUUCUCUGGAGGAUGGGGUCCACUGACACCUGCUUCCGGAUCUGAAAUACAGGAUCAUCUGCUGGCCUUGAACCAAUCAAAAUGUGUUGGAUGGGAGCCCAAAGUGUCGGCCCUGCCGAAGACAAAUCUACAACACUGAUCCUUGGCUGAUGAUCCACUGGGAUCAGUUUCAGAGAAGUCUAAUGGGAUGCAACUGCUCUCAGUCUCAAUCAAAGUGGAGCCUCUCCGGUCGCCCGGAGAGCUCCGCUGAUUACACGACAGCCGCAAUGGGCGGCUUCUUGUGUUGCGGCGACAGGAGACAACAGAAUUAAAGUGGAAAUGUCUCAAUCGAUCCAGAGGCCUGUCGUGUGCUUUCAACAAUCCUGUCUUUAGUUCAGCACGCAACAACAUUUCCGUGCACGGCCUAUAGGGAAUUUAAAAAACUGUUUUUGUUGUAGGGCUUUGUUUCCUUGCACCAGUUGUUGAUUUGCGAAAAGAGUCUUCAUCCCAAAACAAGACAUAGAUGUUCAUAUUCUGCUGUCGGCAAUAACUGUGAGUCCAUCCUGUUUGUUCCCAUUAUGCGUGAUGUGUUAUGUCAUUGCUCCCCAGGUCAUUUUGUGUGUGUGUGUGUGUGUGUGUGUGUGUGUGUGUUCAGUGUAGGCAAGGACCCAAUAACUGCUGAACUUGCAUAUAGUCUUAUUCAUCAGCUGUUACUGCCAAACCCUACCGGGCAGAGCUUUUUUUAGAAUGGGAGGUGGGCCUCCUCGCGGUGGUUACAAACUGGAGCCUCAAUGAAAACACAUUACAGUUAUUGCAUCCGUUACCAAAAGAAAAUCUGAAAUAGUAUAGAACAGCCCAAAUGUCUGUUGUCAACAUUAGUUGGGGGAAAUUUCUCAGUGUAAAACUUUUCAAUGCGAUGUUUGUGGCCUGAAAUUAUAGUACCAGUCAAACGUUAUGACACCACUUCUGAGCAGAUGUGUCCAAACUUUUGACUGGUACUAUAUGCUUCGCUGUAAUUAAGGGUUUCUGUGGGAUCAAAUAAAAUUAUUUUUUACUAAAGGCAUCCAGCAAGUUAUCGGGGGAGAGCCUUUGUUUAAGCUUUAAGGCCCACAGACUCUGACUCUGAUCAGCUCUGCUCUAGUAGAACUUAAGCCCUCUAAAUAAACAUACACUGAAUGGGUUCUUUUACAUUUCUCUUUUGCAUCCUCCUCCUUUAAAUUUUAUCCAAUCAGACAAAUGCUAAUUUCCUGAAAUAUUUAUGAAUCAAUUCAGAAUCUGUGUCUCUGCACAACGUUAUGUGCACGGUUACAUGUCACUUCUUAAAAGCGGAUACGUUCAUAAAAACAUGCAUAGUUCUGCGCAUACUGUAUCAUAUUUGUUCUGCAAGGUUUAUAAAUCAAAAUGUGUUGUUACAGUUCAUCAAGCUGACAAUGGAAGACACCGCAACGUUUAACGUAUUCCUGUAACACACACACACCCUGUGGUGCGGUAUGACUGUUCAGAUGAAGAGCUCCCACGUUGCACUCCUCCCAAACCAAACCAACUUGUUCCACUACAUCGGCUACACACCAUGCGUGUGCGGUUAUGACGUUGUUCCGACAGAUUUUGCUCUGCUCCGUUAAAUACGGUUGGAGUGAAGACUGUGCAGGCUGACAAACAGACAGUGAGAGCUUUCUCUCUCAGGCUGUUGGGGUGUCAGCGGUCUUCCACUGAAUCUGUUGAUUUAGCUCUGGGGCUCAGGAGUCAGUGGUAGACUACGCCCGAAUAUGAGGUCAGAGAUGCUGGAAGUUUAGAUGCACAACACAGUUUUGUAAGCCUGCUGUUCAUCAGUCUUCUUUGCCGAACAUCUCACCCAAAGAGGGAUUUUUGGUGGUUUUUUUCCCUCUGACGGUUUUGCUGUGGAUGUUUUUGAUCAAUGGCCAAAUUGAGUGUGACGAUGAGGCCGAAAGAGUCCUGUGAUGUGUGCUGUACCUACCAAAUGUAUUGAUGUUGUCAAUAUUACUGGAGAAUAAGCUUUUGUUUGUAUAUUUUAUGGAUCUGGGACACAAUUCCUUGUUGCAAACAAAGCUUUUCUCACUUAUUUUCUCACAGUGAUACUGCAGAGUUUUAAUGGAUAUUGUGGCAUCCAUAUCUUCCACACACACGAGACACACACACAUGAGACACACACACACACACACAUAAAAAAAAUGAAUCAUCUUUUUGAUGUGAGUACUGCUAUUUAUUUAAAGGUUAAUUUUAUUUUUGAUGUUGCUGUUGUGUCUUUCGUAUCAAUCAGAUUUUUAUCCAAUUGCCAUCGAAUGCCUCUCAUAUUUCAGCACUCCUGGGAAUAGAUUCUGCAUUGUCAGAGAUGUAUUGCCAGUACAUUCUAAACCAGAUACUGACUGUAGAAUUGUUACACAACAAAUGUGAACUACCCCUCAUCAAAAGGUCAAGAUAUCUUUUCAACUUAUUGAGAAACACCUUCUUUUAUGUUUGCAAUGAAAAGUCGACGGGACUAAAUUUGGAUCAGUAUUUCCCCCAUUGUCUAAGAACAGUUAAUCAAUGGUGAAAUAAAUUAGUUACAAAAAUUGGUUUUCAUUCCUAUUGGGUAAUUGCUUAAUUAUAAUAUAGAAAAUAACAUAUUUUCCUAAUUCAGAAUGAAUCACAUAGGCUGCUUGAAAUUAACCAUUGUAAUUAAUAAUCCUUAUAAUUGUAGCUAAAUUUAAAAGUACAAAUACUUGUGUAAAUACCAUGAAAGGUAUACAACAGGGUUAGAUUAGAAUAGUUGAUUAUGACGGUUUUCUUCCUGCUGAUUCACUUGUGCAGAAAUUUUAUUUGCUGCAGUGGAAAAAAUAAAUUUUAAAACAUG